CGUGUAUUGGACGCGGAUACAUAGAUAGAAAUACAUUAAAAUUUUAGGAAUGAAUAAUAUAUUAUUAUAAUUAUGGUUGAAAAUUGAAAGUGAAGAAUAAAAGAAAUAAAUACGUACACACAUCUUUUUCUCUGUCUUUAAGAGUUAACGAAAACACCAUUAGAUUUAAGUCACAUGUGGCUCUUUUGCAUGUUCUGUCAUAAACACGUCCAUUUCAUUCAUCCUCUUCUUCUUCUUCUCCUUCUAUCCUCUGUUUUUUGCCCUCUCUCUUUGUUUAGUGGCUGUGGUCGUUUGUAUUUGGUGAAACAUAAUUUAAAAACAAGUGCGGCUAUCUUUAACUCUGGCCGACACAUCGGCGGAUUCGACUGUGGUCGGAUCAAGAAGUGCUUCCUUUUUUUCCGGCGUCGUUUCUUCUUUUAUAUUCAUCGAUUUGGUGCUCUCGCAACUUCCAAUAGAUUACGGCUAAUUUCUAAAAUGAAGAUAUUACCAUGCUUUGGAUUUAUCCGUAGAAAGAAAAAUAAGGGGAAUUCAAAACCUCAGAAAACGCAGAGAAUACUUCAGAUCAGACUUGAAGAGCCAGUGAAGCCUUUGGAGAAUGAUGAGCCUAACAACAAGGACAGUCCUAUCAAGCACGAGUCAUAUGACGGCGAAGAUGAACGUGACGAUAAGGAUUCAACGAACCGUGAGUUUUCUAAAUUCCACGUUCACGAACGAGCCGUUGAAUCUGUGAAAAGCAAGGAGGAAGUCACAGAUACUUCUGAAAACGGCGAUGACAAUGACGAGGAUGAAGGAGGUCACGUCAGUGAUCCUGGAUUAGGCAAAACUACGGCUUGGGUGACGUCUCCUAAGCUUAAACGAUCUUGCUCCACUCUCAGCAAGUUUAAUGGCCGGUUCCAUGGUUCUGAUCUCCAUGACCUGAAAGAGACCGUUCCAGUUAGUAAUGAAUCAGUGAGGUCUCAUAGAAGUGCAGAUAGAGUGAUGCUCAAGAAACAUUCGUCGAUGCAGAUACUUCCCUCUGGGAGCCGGCGGCUCUGGUGGAAGUUGUUCCUAUGGAGCCAUAGGAACCUUCACAAACACCGUGUCUCGCUAAAGUCACAGCCUUUAAACAAGAACCAGCAGUCUGGAUACACCUCUGACUUUGCUGAGCACAACCAAUCCAGCCAUGAAGAAGAAUCUACAAACUAUUGCGCUGAUUUCACCAACCAGUCAUCAAACUUGUGGCCUCAUCAUAAUCAGUGGGUCGCGUUCUCUGCCGAGUCCUCGUCAAUGAAGCGAGUGGACGAGUGGGUAAGAGGACUGGAUGUCGAAACCGUGGUUCCAGUGAACGAGGAUAAGGAUGUCUUGGCCAUCUUCCCAACCUCUCCUAAUACUGAGAGAUCACCCUUAGGAAAUGUGGUUCAGUCCGGAAACGUCUCAGAGGCUAUAGUGCACGCAAAUAGCCUUAUUCAAUCGCUGAGCAAAUCAUCGAGCGUGGCUCACAUCUCGAGCAUCGGCUUGAAAGCUAUCCCGAGCAUCUCACAUUUUACCAGCCUCAAGUCGAUUGAUCUAUCAAACAACUUCAUAGUUCAAAUUACUCCUGCAUCGCUUCCUAAGGGCCUCCACGCGUUGAACCUUUCCAAGAACAAGAUCAGUGUUAUCGAAGGACUAAGAGAUUUGACACGCCUAAGAGUACUCGAUCUAAGUUACAACCGAAUUUCUCGCAUUGGACAAGGUUUAUCAAACUGUACACUGAUCAAAGAACUAUACCUAGCUGGGAACAAGAUCAGCAAUGUAGAAGGCUUACACAGAUUGCUGAAACUUAUUGUUCUUGAUCUUAGUUUCAACAAGAUCGCCACCACCAAAGCAAUAGGCCAGCUUGUAGCCAACUACAACUCUCUCGUUGCUUUGAACAUCCUCGGAAACCCGAUCCAGAACAAUGUAGGCGAGGACCAGCUACGCAAGACCGUUUCCAGCCUUCUCCCUAAGCUAGUUUACCAUAACAAGCAGCUCAUUAAGCCACAACGAGCCAGGGAAGUUCUCAAAGAUAGUGUAGCGAGAGCUGCGUUUGGUGGUGGAGAUUCUUUGCACCACAGGCGCAAAAGAACAUCCACCAAGAGUGUUGUUGGAUCAGCCUCCCCUAGCGUUCACCACCGAGGCCACAUUGCAAAAGGACGUGGAUCCAAAAACAGAAGCCAACGUCAACUAAGAAAAACUUCAGCUGCAGGGACGCCAUCACAUUGAAUUGUUCUUUUUGUUUGAAUCUCAUGAAUUGGCCAAUGCAAAUUGCAAAGCCAUCUCCAUUCUUUGAUUUUAUAAUUCAGCAUCUUUUCUAACGCUUAUGUUUCCGGUUCGGUUUCAAUUCUGGUUUACUGUCUUUUUACUUUUUAGUUGAUCCGGUUCUCGGAAACAUGUAAAACCGAAUAACACUUUCCGGUUUAACUCAAUUUUGGAGAUUUUUCAUAUAAUCAAUUUCAAAAAGAAUCGUAACU
Messenger RNA from Arabidopsis thaliana (thale cress), 2468 nucleotides. RefSeq names its product Outer arm dynein light chain 1 protein. The coding region runs from base 175 to 2220 and encodes 681 amino acids. The record is from RefSeq and is marked reviewed. The transcript is spliced from 4 exons. Lineage: Eukaryota; Viridiplantae; Streptophyta; Magnoliopsida; Brassicales; Brassicaceae.